UUGGUGAAGAAAAUGGCCUCCAAACCCGAUGGAAAAUCACCAAAAAAGACACCAAAAUCAAAAAGCCCGCGUAAAAAGGAUAACAAUAAUGGCAGCCCUUCACCAAGGGCUUCUCCUAGAACUAAAGGAACCUGCGAUGUAUCGAGAAGAGUAAGGGAUUUAUGUGCGACUUGGCACGAAAUGGUUCAAAAGUGGUCCACUACCAACAGUAUUGGUCUAAAUGUGGCUAAUAAUUUGAUGAAUUUACAGCUUCGACGACAAACCACUGAUGUUGACAGUUCAAAUUCAGUGGCUGUUUUGAGCGAUUCGAGUCCUUCUGAAUCUACGGAACUCGAAGAAAAUAUACUGAAAACCUUAGAAGAACUAUCCCAGAUAGUUACUAAAAUGUCGCAGAUCUGCAACAAGAUGGAAUCAAUAACCGAAAGUUUCAAAGCAAUACAAAAACUCGGAAAUCUCAAAGAAAUUGACGAUAAUAAAGAUGAAAUAGAAAUCUUUUUUAAUACUUGGUCUUUACAGCAGUAUUGUCAUUUCUCGCAAAAGCUACAUGCAAUAUACAGAAAAGAAAUGGACCUAAAAGAAAAACUAUUCCCCCAUUUCAUAAGGACAAAAGACAGAAAUCAGUUGAUGGUGUAUUUAUCGAUAUGGCUAAACGAACCCUUUUUGGACGAUGAUAAAGACGUUUUACUAGAAAGUAUGUUGAUAGAAACUGGUCUGCGUUAAAAAUUGACAGGACAUAAAAAGAAAAUAUAUCUUGAAGAGUUGUUGAUUAUU
This is a messenger RNA of Exaiptasia diaphana, 771 nucleotides long. Its product is annotated as cyclin-dependent kinase 2-interacting protein. The record is from RefSeq and is a predicted model, not a curated record. Lineage: Eukaryota; Metazoa; Cnidaria; Anthozoa; Actiniaria; Aiptasiidae. The transcript is spliced from 4 exons. The coding region runs from base 13 to 720 and encodes 235 amino acids.